This is a messenger RNA of Punica granatum (pomegranate), 1596 nucleotides long. NCBI's taxonomy places the organism in Eukaryota, Viridiplantae, Streptophyta, Magnoliopsida, Myrtales, Lythraceae. The record is from RefSeq and is a predicted model, not a curated record.
UGACUGUAAGAGAGAGAGGGAGAGAAAGGGGGAGGGACGAAGCUGGCUCGAAUGUAAGGGGGGAUGAUGGUCCCCAAUUCCGACCACUACCACCAUAAUUGAGGUCGUCAACGAUGUCAGAGGUCGCCGACAAUCUCGCCUAAGCAGUGGUGGCUGGGAUUGAAGCCAUCACUGCUCACGAAUCGGGGCUCAACCCCUCUCAAAUCGAAGAGAGAGACGAGGCAGUCUCCCUCCUCCCCGCGACAGAGAGCAGCAAUGGCGGGUUCUCUGCAGAUUGUGGCCUUCCAGAGCAAGCCGUCGCCCUGCUCGGCGCCUCCCACUCGAGGCCAUUGGGAGGUCCACUUCUCUCGCUUCCUCAUCCACCGCACUCCUCCGCCCUCCUCAACGUGUCCCGAUCUCGUCCCUCGUCGGAGCAGCUGCACUUCCGGGAAGACGAUCCGCCGCAUUGGCACCUGGCUGUCCUCCACUUCACCAGCUUCUCUGCAGCUCAUCGAUUGCGGCUCCGAGGGAGAUGCGAUCCUCGCGGUUUACUUGGGAGAGAAGAGAAUGGAAGAACACUUCAUUUCCAAGUUGCACUUCACAUGGCCUCAGGUGACAUGCGUGUCUGGGUUUCCUGCUAGGGGUAGCAGAGUUGUCCUUGUCAGCUACCGUGAUUGUGCAGAUGAGGUCCAGAAGUUUGCUCUACGUUUCGGGACAAAUUGUGAAGCCGAGGCAUUCACAAAUGCUUUGAUAGAAAGUAUGUGUAACAUGAACAGUGCAGCAGAAAUCGACCCUCCCAUUCCCCCCUUAGCAUCUGAAAUAGUGUCACAUUCCGAGUUUGUGUCAUCCAGUACACCCCCUCACAGAUGCCAAGAGGAAGUUGACGCUGCCCCUGCUGCCAAGCUGGAGCCUGAAGCUCAGCAAUGUGGGAAUCACCAAGAAACCUUGCAUAAUCACAAUGCUGAAGUCUCCCUUGCAGCUUAUCCUCCGAGCUUCACAACAUUAUUGACCAGCUGUCAGUCUGAGGCAGGAAAAGUGACGGCCCAGCCAACUUCCUCUAAAGAAGAGCGCAUCAGAUCCCAAAUCAUGAUGUACAUGGAAGAUUCUGCUUUUCAAGACAUGUUGAUAACCGUCGAAAAAGUUAUUGAAGAAUUGGGAGGAGACUUGGCACUGUAAUCGUUCACACCCUUGCAUACUGCUUGGUGGCCAUUUCCCUCUUAGCAUAAUAUAGGACAAUCCCAGGAGAUAAGCAACUCGAGCAAUGCAGAUGGUCAGUCAUCUUUUUAGUCUCUACUCUUCACUCAUAAGCUACAGAAAAACCAAACUGUAUUCUGCAGAGAAAUCCAGGCCUCUAGCUCGUCUGGUUAAGUGCUCCAAUGCAAUUAAAUAGCUUGGUGUUCUCUUACUCUCUCUCCCCCUCUCUGCUGCCUGUCACCUUCCGCUCAUAUCUUUCAUUAGAUCAAGAGAUUAUCUAGCUAAAGAAAUUUGUCCGAAGGGGCAAAAGGCAAAGGACAUGCCAACUACGACAGAUCCAUGAAUGGGUGGGGGAGUUGUCAACAGAUGACUAGGAAAGUUCACUUGACGAUUCUUACAAAGAUAUAUUGGUUUUCACAUUGA